Entrophospora sp. SA101 is the source of this 696-nucleotide messenger RNA. The record is from the annotation of a GenBank genome assembly. Lineage: Eukaryota; Fungi; Glomeromycota; Glomeromycetes; Entrophosporales; Entrophosporaceae.
AUGAGCAUUAAUCCUACUGAUAUUGAUACUAUUCCUGUUAUGGAUAAUAGUUUCGUCUAUGAAACAUUUGAAAGGAUGCCAGAUGGUACUUUAAUGCCUGUUAGUGAUAAAACCAAUAUACAAGUUGUUGCAAAACGUGAAAAAACGGUAAUCAUCCCCAACAACAUUCAAUUAACUUAUCCACUCCAAUUUAAGGUUGAAGAUUUAGUUGCUGGUCCUGAGGUUGAAGAAGUUAUUGAUGCUUGGGUUGAACAAUUCAAAGUAGAGGGUCAUCAAUAUUCAAUGACUGACAUUUCUGGCUUUAUAGCUGAACGAUGGCGAAGAGAACCAGAAGUAACUAAAGCAGUUUUUAUCGACUUGGCAGAAAAAGCGAAAAUAAUGCACAAAGAAAGAUAUGGCGGCCAACCAAGAUCGGAUGGUGGCUCGUCAUUAAUCAAUAUUAAUAGUUGUGAUACUUAUACACUUCCUUAUUAUACCUCAGAUAUAACAGCACAAUAUCAUCAACAGCCAUUCCUAAAUUAUAAUAUGUCAUACAAUGAUACUUCCACUUCUUCAAUUACUUCAAGUCCUCAACUUUCAUAUGAUAAUAUUUCAUCUGGUGUUUCAUGUGAAGGAUCACCUCGAAGUGAGACUACAUCUUAUCUAGAAUUGUGUCCCUCUGGACAUGAUGGAUCUCAAAUGCUUUUAAUCGAAUAG